AUGGCGUAUCGGUGCAGUACGGUCUUCGUCAAAUGGAUCAAUGUCCUCACGCUGGUGUUGGGAGUGGUGCUGCUGGUGACGGCGGGCGUGCUGUACUCGAAGCAGCCCACGGCGUGUCUCGCGUUCAUCCAGACGCCGCUCAUCGUGCUCGGUUCCCUCGUCACCGUCGUAUCGCUGCUGGGCCUGCUAGGCACGGCAUGCACGUCGUCGUUCCUCCUCUGGAUCUACAUGGUGCUUCUAUCCGUCAUCACCCUCGUCUUCCUCGCCUUCACCAUCUUCUCGUUCACAGUCAGCGAGCCCGGGCACGGCACGCCCGUCAACGGCCUUGAGUUCCAGCAGUACUACCUGGACAGCUAUUCCAAGUGGAUGCAGUCUACGCUGCGCAACUCGGGGACGUGGGAGCGCGUGCAGGCGUGCAUGGUGGACGCCGCCUACUGCCAGCAGCUCAACCUGCGCUACCCGGACCUCUCCCAGUACCACGCUGCCCAGCUCUCCCCCACCGAGUCCGGCUGCUGCCGCCCGCCCAUCGAGUGCGGGUACCGGCAGAUGACGGCGACCAUCUUCAUGCAGGAAGCCCCCCCCCACAGCGACAACCCCGACUGCACCAAGUACAGCGCCGUCAACUCCACCAUGUGCUUCGCCUGCGAUUCGUGCAGGGCUGGUGUGGCGGAGUAUGUGAAGACCGAGUGGAUGAAAGUGGCGUAUCUUCUCCUCGCCUUCACCAUCAUCCUCAUGUCCAUCUGUGUGUUCGGCUGCUGCGCCACGUACCACGUGGAGGUGGAGGAAGAAGAGCCGCUUGAACUGGAAAUGCUGGCAAAGCCUUCACGUCACAAGUCCCGUCGCCGGGUGACAUGGGCAUAA
Molecule: messenger RNA, 861 nt
Organism: Closterium sp. Naga37s-1
Lineage: Eukaryota; Viridiplantae; Streptophyta; Zygnematophyceae; Desmidiales; Closteriaceae
Source: the annotation of a GenBank genome assembly